UGUUACAAAAUACUGCUGGGUCGUAAGGACGAGAAAGAUGUUUCAGAGGUAGUACAUCUUCAACUUUUGGCUUUUAUCUUUUGAGGACAAGUAGAGCAAUGAAGAAGAUGAUGAUCCAGGCCUCUUGUAGGAAAGGUCUUCAGGUGUGUUUACUCCUACUGAUGGUGGGAAGACUGCAGGGCAGGGUAAAAGCACCAGAGCGUCUGGAAGCUCCCGUGGGGAAGCCCUUCAAUCUGACUUGCAGUGUUUCGAGGGAACAAGGUGAGUCUCUGAGGCAGGUGCGUUGGUUGGAUGUCCAGAACCAGAGCCUGCUGAGCUACCAGCCCGGCCUCAGAGACAGUGUGAGUGGACAGCAGCAUGUGGAGCUCGCCUCCUCCCCAAAAGACACCUCGGUCAUCACCAUCCGCAGGGUGGGUUUCCGUGACGAAGGCUGCUACACCUGCAUCUUUGACAUGCAUCCUUCCGGUUCAAAGCAGGGACAGACCUGCCUCACUGUUACCUCGCAAGUCACCGUUGACAGCAACAAGACAGCAGUGAGCGGCAAGAAGGCCUCCCUCUCGUGCUCCUAUGGUUUGCCUGAAAAGGUGCAGCAGAUCAUAUGGAGACACACGUCUGCGCAAGGAGACUCCAUAGAGGUGGCCUCCUUUGCAAAGAAGAGCGACCCCAUGAUAGAGCCACCGUAUCAGGGGAGAGUCUGGCUAAGUGCCUCCAUGUCCGACAGUCAGCUCACCAUCCAGCCUGUCACUAUCCAGGAUGAGGGCUGCUACACCUGCCUGUAUACCACACAUCCCGACGGGCCAAAGAGCUCCACAGUUUGCCUCGCCACCUUUGUGCUGCCCAAACCGCAGGUGAGCUACAAGACCACCUCUCCAGGUGUGAUCGAAGCCAACUGUACCUCAGUGUCCCGCCCCCCAGCAGAGAUAGUGUGGAAUGUGGAGAGGGAUAACCGCACCAUGGGCCCCCCUGUGACGACCCAGCUCCCGCAGAGUGACGGGACCACUCUUGUCAUCAGUACACUGACUGUCAAGUCAGGGCUGCUGAAAGAUGUGUCCAUCAAAUGCUUGGUGCAUCACAAAGGGCUUGAGUCACCAAUUGCGGUAUCUAUGAACACUAAAAUUGGGACGGCUCUCACCAUCCUGAUCUCAGUCACUACAGUGGCAGCCCUCUUGGUCAUGUCCCUCUGUUUCUGCCUUUGGAAGUGUUUCUUGCGGAAAGAAGGUCAGUAUGUGUGUGUGUGUGUGUGUGUGUGUGUGCGUAUGCAUGUGUGUGUGUGUGUGUGUGUGUGUGUGUGUGGCAUUCCAGACGAGAUAUCAAGAAGAUUUUACUGUUUAACUGGAAGACAUACCAUUUUUAAACAUAUAUUUGCCAUUCAAGAAGAGGUAAGUGAACAAUUAACACAACGACAAUGCAUUAUAACAUGGAAAAUGUAUUUAUUUAACUUUAAGGGGAUGUUAAAUGGCUUAAUCACAUAAUGGUUUUGAGCUGGGAAUGAAAAAAAUAUUUUCUUUGGAGGUUUGUGUUGUACUUUACCUUUUCAGAAGUUUCUGAUGUUCUUCUGACUUAUAUGGGAAAGUUUCUGCAGAUUUACAACCACACUACGAUCAUCCAUCAUCAGGAACUUAAAAAAUCAUUUGUAGGUCAAUAAAAUUUAUUUGUAGGGCUCCCUUCCUACUGUGGGUUUUGGCAAACUGCCCGGGUUUCUACAGAAACAAUGAAAGGGAACAGUGGUCUAUGUGGAUGUGCUGCUGCACUGACUUAACUAUAAAAACUGUUGCUAUUAAACAAGGUCAGAAAUCCACAUUUCAGAGGGCAGAAGGUGUGACAUGUCUUAGUUAUGCCCUGAGAUUUUGUGAAAUGAGGAAGAGAGCCAAAGUCACAAUGCAAUCCAUUUACCCUGGGAACGUCUAGGGCUUAUGGGCCAUGGUGAUUGUCAAAGCUAAAAAAACAUAAACAUGGAAUGAACAGCGAUUAGUUUAUCAAAAAACUUGCAUCCUUGUCUAAACAUAUAAGCAUGACACAUGACAUAUUUUUAGUUGUUUUAAUAGUUAAAAUUGACAUUGGGAUUUUAAAUUAGGUUUUCUUGCUUCUGGGGGACUGGUGACAACUACAUUUUCAUGACAUUAUGGAAUAAAAAGUGUAAAGUGUCAUGAAAUAUAAACAGCCUGAAGGGGCAACAAUGUUUAAUAAAAUAAAAGAUAGAAACUUAA
Molecule: messenger RNA, 2207 nt
Organism: Micropterus dolomieu (smallmouth bass)
Lineage: Eukaryota; Metazoa; Chordata; Actinopteri; Centrarchiformes; Centrarchidae
Exons: 6
Coding region: 99-1472 (457 amino acids)
Molecular function (GO): cell-cell adhesion mediator activity
Source: RefSeq, a predicted model, not a curated record